GUCCCUUCGAGCGAGGAGAGGCAGGAUGGCGGCGCGUUCCGCCAUGGGUUUCGCGGCCGGCGCGCUGCGUCAGACGGUCGCGCGUCAGACCGCGCCGCAGUUCGCGCCGCGUCCGCUCGCGCGUCAGACCCGCGCCAUGGGCGGCGGCGGCAACGGCGUCACGCACGAGGGCCUCACCCUCCACGAGCCGGGCGCGUUUCACAAGUUUUGGGCGUACGGCCUCGGCGGCCUCACCUGGUUCUGGGUCUUUUACCGGUUCUACAAGGACGGGGACACGCUGAUCUACGGUCACGCGCCGCACUUCGAGCACGACGAUCACGACGAUCACCACUAGCCCGUGAACGGCGCCGCGGGGCGGGUGUCCGAGUCGAGGGAGUCGAGGCGAUCGGAUCGGGAACAGUCGGGGGGGCGAGAGGAGCGACCCCGCGUUUGCGUCUGUGUUUCAGUGUAUUGUAACAUACGAGUAAUGCGUAACCUUA
Messenger RNA from Micromonas commoda, 479 nucleotides. RefSeq lists its product with no specific name. Lineage: Eukaryota; Viridiplantae; Chlorophyta; Mamiellophyceae; Mamiellales; Mamiellaceae. The record is from RefSeq and is a predicted model, not a curated record. The transcript has 2 exons. Bases 26 to 334 code for a protein of 102 amino acids. Gene Ontology annotation, cellular component: mitochondrial inner membrane.